Messenger RNA from Bolinopsis microptera, 7021 nucleotides. RefSeq names its product echinoderm microtubule-associated protein-like 6. The record is from RefSeq and is a predicted model, not a curated record. Gene Ontology annotation, molecular function: microtubule binding. NCBI's taxonomy places the organism in Eukaryota, Metazoa, Ctenophora, Tentaculata, Lobata, Bolinopsidae.
GAAAUUCACUUGGAUCGCAGAAAAAUAGUUUCACAUUAUAUACGUGACUAUUAAAAGAAACAUACAUUAAAAAGAUAUCGACAGAUUAAUGGUAAUUCUUAAUAACAAUCAUGUUUUAAUUGCGUGUUUCAUAGGCGGCAUGUCAGUGCCCCAGGCACGAUUGCGUCUCGACUGGAUCUACGGAUACCGGGGACACCAGUGCCGACAAAAUGUCCAAUACCUUGCUUCUGGAGAGAUAGUCUACUUCGUAGCAGCAGCUGCUGUAGUCUACGACCCUACAAAGAAGCAACAGCGCCACUUCAUCGAGCACACAGACGAUAUCAUAUCCCUUACUACACACCCGGAUAUGAAGAUAGUAGCUACGGGCGAGAUAGGAAGUUCUCCAGUAAUAUACAUCUGGGAUUCUGAGACCCUGGUAAUUGAGUCGGUGUUGUCCGGUAACCAUUCAGCUGGGAUCACUGCUAUGGCCUUCAGCUCUUCUGGUAACUUGCUGGGGAGUAUCGAUCUAGCUGCUACCAGCACAUUCUGUAUAUACGAUUGGAGGAGAGGGAAGAUAUUGGCUAAGCAUUCGAUGGAGACUGAUAGAGUUUUCGAUAUCAAAUUCAAGCCAGAUGACGACAGUGCAGUGGUCACGUGUGGUGUUAAACACAUAAACUUCUGGAAACACUGCGGGAACGCAUUACAGAUACGGAAAGGGAAGAUGAUAAACAAGACGGGAGAGAUUCAGAGUCAGAUGUGUGUGGUGUUCGGGGAGGAGGAAAACUGUUUCUCAGGAACACUUUCAGGAGACAUAUACCAUUGGAGCGGCGGACAACUAACAGCUAUAAUCUCGAAUGCUCACACCGGAGCUGUCUUCUCCAUGCACCGCUCAGCGGAGGGUAUCGCCAGUGCCGGCAAGGACGGUACCAUAAAACUAUGGAGCUCCAACCUGACUCUCAUCACCACAAUCGACCUGUCAAUCACCAACCUCGGGGCUGAAAACUUGUGUUUGAGAUCGAUAGUGUGGUAUAAAGAUCACAUUGUAGUGGGAACCAAGACAAGCUGUAUUAUAGAUGUAGAUGUGAAGGACAGAAGUAGACCUAGGAUUCUGGUUAGUGGACAUAGUGAAGGUGCUAUGUGGGCCCUAGCUACUCAUCCCAAGAAGGACUUCUUUGUUACUGGGAGUGAUGACUGUACUAUAAGGGUUUGGGAUGCCACCAAGCACUUUACAACCUCCUUAUCUACCAUGUCAGACUCUGUGCGUGCCCUCGCUUUCUCACCAAACGGUCAAGAGCUAGCUACAGGGCUAAAGAACGGUGAUCUUGUACUUCUAGAGUUUCCGGCAAUGAAGAAGAUAGCUGAGUUGAUCGGAACUGGGGAGGCUAUACACGAAAUCAAAUUUUCCCCGAAAGGUGACUACAUAGCUGCAGGUUACAACGAUGGUCUAGUGCCUAGUGUUCAGCACCUCUACAGGUUUUGCAAAACCCCUCAUUUCCGAGGUCACACCGACUUCAUCUCCCACAUGGACUGGUCUGAUGACGGAGAAUACCUCUUUACAAACGCUGGCACCAACCAGACUAAGAUAUUCUCCAUCUCAUCUUCAGCUGAAGUUGGACAGGUCUCGGGGGACUCUAAAGCCAGUACCUAUACCCGGGUUAUGGGCGCCCAGGUUCAGGGGAUCUACCCUAAGUUCAUGAAGGAUGUGAACGAUGUUAACGCUAUUGACGUGGAUCAGACUGCUAAGCUAGCUGUAACUGGUGAUGACUAUGGGAAUGUCAAGUUGUUUGAUUUCCCUUGUGAUGCCCCGGGUAGUAAAGCUAAACGCUACAUCGGACACUCCGCUCACGUGACCAACGUUCGUUUUAACCACUCUAAGAAAAUAGCGAUCAGUAUAGGGGGUGAGGAUCACGCUGUGUUCCAAUGGAAGGUCUACCAGGGAAUGGAGGUCCCUAAAGGACACUCCCAAACUGUGGACUCUUGUGAUGAAGAAUCUGAUACUUCCGAUGCUGAACUGGACUCUGACCUAGAGGAGGAAACUCAGAUAUCGUAUGAUAGACCAAGAUACAAGGAAGAUACUAUCAAAGCUAGAGGAAGGAAGAAAGGACCAGGAGCAGUGACCAGACCUCCUGCUCCUGAUGGGGGUCUCCUCCUGGAUUUCGUGUUUGGAUACCGAGGAUACGAUGCCAGGAACAACAUUCACUUCACUGCCCAGAAGGAGAUUGUGUACCACGUGGCUGCACUUGGGAUCCUGUAUGACAGUGAGAACCACACUCAGAGGUUUUACAAUAAACACACUGAUGACAUCCUCUGUCUUGCUCUUCACCCCAUGAAAGAUUAUGCUGCCACCGGCCAAGUUGGUCGAGAUCCCGCAAUACAUGUUUGGGAUAUUACUAAAACUACCACGAUAUCCAUCCUGAAGGGACAGCACCAAAGGGGGGUGUGCUCGGUAGAUUUCAGUUCAGACGGAAAACUUCUUGCUUCAGUCGGACUGGACGACAACCACACUAUUGUUAUCUGGGGUUGGAGAAAAGGUGAGAAGUUAUCUUCUGUUCGAGGAAACAAGGCUAGAAUAUUCUCCCUGAAAUGGAAAACUGGCUCGAAUGAGAGCUUGGUAUCUGUAGGAGUGAGGCAUAUUAGUUUCUGGACUAUGAAAGGAGCAAGUUUGACAUCAAAGCGGGGGAUAUUCGGAAAAUCUGGUAAAGCAUGCACAAUGCUAUGUUGUUCCUUUUCAAAGACAGGAGACCUAACUUUCAGUGGCGGUGAAAAUGGUUUGGUUUACAUUUGGGAUGGUCCGAGAUUAAAAUCAACUGUAGAGGCCCACAAAGGCGCAAUCCAUGCUAUUUGUGCUCUGGACAGAGGCUAUGUCACCGGUGGCAAAGAUGGAACUGUAUGUUUAUGGGACGAUACUUUUGAAGCUCUUCUCAAACAAUAUUCGCUAGCAACUUUUAAAACUGAGAAUCCAAUGCUAAUGAUGAACCCCGUGCAAGCAGUUCGGGGUAUAGCACUCGGGCAAGGUAAAAUAAUCGUGGGCACAAGAAAAGGGAAUAUAUUCGAGAUUGAAAAGAGUGGUCACGUGGAACUGUUGGUCGGUGGUCAUGCGGAGGGAGAGGUGUGGGGUCUAGGGCCCCAUCCAACUGAACAAGUCUUUGCUACUGUCAGCGAUGAUAAGACACUCAAAGUAUGGGAUGCAGCUGAGAAGUUACUAGUUUUGAACAAAUCCCUGACGGUAGAGGCCCGGUCUGUUUGUUUCUCAAAUUCAGGAGAUCUCCUUGCCGUUGGCUACAAAACAGGCUCUGUUGAGAUCAUGAAAACAGAAGACUACACUCUGGUAGCGUCGUUUAAACACAGAAAAGAAAACAUAUCUGACUUAGCAUUUUCUCCAAACCAAGACAAGUUCUUAGCAGUGGCUUCUAACGACAACUUUGUAGACAUUUACUCAGUACCUGACUUUAAACGAGUUUGUGUUUGCAAAGGAGCCUCCAGUUACAUCACCCACGUGGACUGGGAUAGGUCGGGGAGUCUGCUGAUGACUAACUCUGGAGCAAAAGAGGUGCUAUUUUACGAAAUUCCUAAAGGAGCCCGCAUUCCUCUGAAAACCUCGGACAUUGGUUCUCAGGAUUGGGGAACAUGGACGAGUGUGUUGUCUCCCCAGUGCACUGGUAUCUGGCCCAGUCCGAGUGAUGUGACUGAUGUUAACGCUGCUCAUGUUUCUCACAACGGUAACAUUAUCGCCACUGGGGACGACUUCGGAUUUGUCAAACUCUUUGAUUUCCCUGCCCUCCAGAAGAACGCUAAGUGUAAGAAGUAUGCGGGACACAGCGCACACGUGACCAACGUUCGGUGGACCAAGAGUGACAACUUCCUUGUGACAACAGGUGGUGGAGACACAUCAGUGAUGUUGUGGUCACACCGGGGUUUAACAGCGAGUAACGGGGAGAGUGACGAGUCAGAGAGUGAGGUAGAGGAGGAUGGUUACGACUCUGAUGUGGAGUUCGAGUGUUCUAUUAACUACAAUCUGAAGACAUACUCCAACCCUAUCAGGGUGGUGGGUGAUGGUGUCCGCCCUGAUUUGAAGAACACCACCUACACAGCUGAAACUAAGAUUGUUCGUCAACAGACGAGUGAUUGUAAUGUGGCUCGUAGAAAGUCCACUCAUGAUGUUAACUCUCUGAAACUAAAGCACGUGUUUGGGUACCGGGGGUACGAUGCGCGGCACAACAUACACUUCCUGGAGAAAGAGACGGAGAUUGUGUACCAUGCAGCUGGGUUAGGUAUCGUCACUGACUUGGAGAGUUCGGAGCAGCGCUUUUACACGGAACACACAGACGAUGUCCUCUGUCUGAGUGUCAACAAACACCCAAAAUACAAGAACAUUGUGGCAACCGGACAGCUGGGCACAAAAGCACAGGUCCUUGUCUGGAACGCUGACACUCUGCAGACUGUCUCCAUAUUGCAGGGAUUUCACAGUGGUGGUGUGUGCACUGUGAACUUCAGCUCCAGUGGCAAGCUCCUGGUAUCUGCUGGGCUGGAUGAGCUGCAUUCCAUGGCUAUAUGGCACUGGGUAGAUGGAACUCGUCUCGCUACAGUACAGAACACUGCCCUUCGUGUUCUACACUGCGAGUUUCGUCCUGACAGCGACACUCAGCUUGUAUCAGUAGGUCAGAAACAUGUUAACUUCUGGAGUCUAGCCGGCACUGACAUCGUCUCCAGAAAAGUGAAGAUCUCAGAGAGUUUAGGAGUGAAGAUGCAGACCAUGUUAUCUGUUGCGUUUAGUACUGCAGGGAUCACGUACACUGGUACUAUUACUGGGAGCGUGUUCGUGUGGCAGGAUUCAACACUCGCACGUGUCAUUGCUAGUUGUCACACUGGCCCUGUCUUCUCACUUUUCACCACAAUAAAAGAUGGUUUGAUCGUGUCGGGUGGCAAAGAAAAGACAGGGAAAUGUGUUGUGAAGCUAUGGGACCAGGCCAUGAAGCGCUCCAAGACGUUCCCUAUAGACUCAGCAGCACCAAAUGGUGUUGUGAAAUCUCUGUCCCGGACACGUGGUUGCAUUGCAAUAGGGACGAGCAAGGGAGAGGUGCUAACUGUAAACGAGCGGUCUGGUCACGUGUCAGUGAUAGUGCAGAGCCACGGCAGUGGGGAAGUGUGGGGACUAGCAGUUCAUCCCACCAAACAGAUCGCCGCUACCGCCAGCAGUGACCGCUCCGUCAAACUGUGGGAUUUAGCUUCCUCCGUCAUGGAGGGCGGGGUGACGAUAAAGUCAGCUGCUCUAUGUGCUGACUUCCAUCCCAACGGCAGUCAGCUGGCGGUUGGGUGUUUAGAUGGGUCAGUUCUGGUACUGUCUCCCAAUUUACAACAAGUACACUCCAUAAGAGAUAGCUCUAAGCAAGUGCAGGUGGUGAGGUUCAGUCCUAAAGGUAAAGUUCUGGCGGUGGGCAGUGACGAUGCUACUGUGGCUCUGUACAGUGUCACGCCUGUUAGUUCCACAUACACCAGAAUAACUGUCUGUAAAAACUUAUCUGGCUCAGUUAUCCAGAUGGACUGGUCAGCUGACAGUCAGCUUCUAGCGGUCUCUCUUUCUACUUACGAGAUUGUUUACAUAAAGUCACCUGAAGGCUACAAAAGUGAUUCUCCUCCCUCGGAUCUACUCCUACAUUCCUCAACCAGUGUGUUAGGUGAGUCUCUGGUGGGGAUCUGGCCACAGGUCUCCUCAAAAUUCGACGUCAACUCAGCAUCUGUUGCCAACGGGUCAAACAUUGUAGCUACGGGAGACGAUUUUGGGACUGUUAAGUUGUUUGAGUAUCCCAGUCGAGUAAAAUAUGCAAAACAUAAGAAGUAUUUUGGGCAUUCUGCACACGUGACAGGAGUUAGGUUUACAUACAAUGACAAAUAUUUAGUGUCUAUCGGUGGAGAGGAUAGCUGUGUCUUUGUUUGGGAGACUGAUAUGUGAAUAUUAUCCUACUUCUAGCUUUCUAGGUUCGUUAUUUUAGAAUUUAUGGUUUACUGGAUUUAACUGGAUAAUUUAACUGGAUCAGAUUUAAUUAUGAUUUAUUUAGACCAACUCCCGUUAAUAGUAAUACCUUAUCAAACUUCGGGGGUUUGGCGUUUGCACAUCUCUGCCGUGUUAAUUUUAAAUUAUUAAUUUUGUAUCAUUAUCAUAAAUUUCACACAAUGUAUAGUGAUGUAUAGUGAUAGCUAUGUAUGUUUCUAGCAGUUUCUGACGAAACAACCAUACUUAUGAUCAGUCAGAAAUAUAUUCACUGUUAAUGUAAAGCACAUACUUAGGAUUCCUGACAAUCAGGGCUCCGAUAAAUCUAGUUAAAAAACUUUGACUUUUCCACAAAUUCGUGCAAAGCUUGCUUUCGACUUGUCCAUCUAGAGUGGACUGAUUCCUACUUAGCAAGAUGCCUACAAUUGAAUGCGGAGAAACGGUAUUUCCCACCUGUUUCAGAAGAGCACUACAAAUUAUAUAAUAUAAAUAUAAGUGGCUUAGUGGUGGGUGGCCAUGUGUCUUGCCACCUUUAGUUACACUUCACAGCGUAUCAAUUCAGUAACCAUGGCUACAUGGAAUCGCAGUGCAGUGCAUUUACUUUAAAGGCUCGUUUACUUUAAAGGCUAUUUUUCUGAAGUUGUUUUAUGAUAUCAGCGGAUUAUACAGGGUUUAGGAUUCUUUAACUCAAGUAUUGACAAUUUCAUGCCUAUUGUGAUGCACUAGAUAUCAAUUUUCACAAUGUAACGUAUUACUAACGUGGUCUACACAUGAAAUAUUUUCUCGAUACGAAAUAUCAUAAUUGCAGUGGAUAAUAUAUUUUGUAUUAUAUCAUAUUGUAACGAAAUGUUUAGUCUUAAUGUAAGUUUUAAACCAGAUCCAACGUUCGUCGCUCUUGUUGAUGACUUUUCACAUUAUUUUAACCAAGCACCGUGUAAUUAUUAUGUUAAUGCAUGGUGUGACAUAACAAAGUAUUAUUUACAAUGUUUGAAUGAUUUAUUAUCAUGUCUUAUUUGCUGACGUUAUUGUAUUAGAAACUAUUUUUCAAACGAU